This is a messenger RNA of Scatophagus argus, 1666 nucleotides long. RefSeq names its product voltage-dependent calcium channel gamma-4 subunit-like. The transcript is spliced from 4 exons. Gene Ontology annotation, molecular function: voltage-gated calcium channel activity; channel regulator activity. Gene Ontology annotation, biological process: neurotransmitter receptor internalization; regulation of AMPA receptor activity; transmission of nerve impulse. Lineage: Eukaryota; Metazoa; Chordata; Actinopteri; Scatophagidae. The record is from RefSeq and is a predicted model, not a curated record. Gene Ontology annotation, cellular component: postsynaptic density membrane; AMPA glutamate receptor complex; voltage-gated calcium channel complex. The coding region runs from base 476 to 1480 and encodes 334 amino acids.
CCAGCAGCUGUUCACACUGCCGCUUCCCAUUGGCUUUGCUUCAGCUGUGGAAGGAGUGGUCUGGAUGAACGAUGCUGCAUCCUUUGUUAAACCGUGCAGUUUCAUUUUGAGCAGGAAUCAGUAAAGAAACCGUAGUGAGUGGUUGAUGAACUUUGGGUUACUUUAUCAUAAACGUGUCGGCCUGGUUGUUCGAUGGGAAUGAGUUUAUAUGCUAUUAAAAUAGAUCCACCUGUAGCAGGAUUGGAGACACGUCCAGUUGAUUCAAAGGAAUCAAACGAAAACUGGGAUCGUGUGAAUCUCGGAAACUUGAAUUGAAUUGCGACUACAGUGCAGGAGCAGGACUCGUCGAGCAGUUAAGGAUCGAGAGUCGGUUUGAUGAGAGGAAAAAACGCGAGACGCGAGCGCUUCAUGGGCACCAUGCGCCCCUCGCCGUGUGCGUAAGCAGCUGUGGAGGAUCCACACAUUAUGAGACGCCAUGGCAUGGUGUGACCGAGGGGUUCAGACUUUGCUGGCCAUCGUGGGAGCCUUUGCCGCCUUCAGUCUCAUGACCAUCGCCAUCGGCACCGACUACUGGCUUUACUCCCGGGCGUACAUCUGCAACGCCACAAACGCCACCGCUGACGAGACCCAGAUGCAAACCAAGAAAGUCAAAGGCGACCUGACGCACUCCGGGCUGUGGAGGAUCUGCUGUAUCGAAGGUAUCAACAAAGGAAGCUGUUUUCGGAUCAAUCAUUUCCCAGAGGAUAACGACUACGACACAGACAGCUCAGAGUACAUCUUACGUAUAGUGCGUGCAUCGAGCCUGUUCCCCAUUCUCAGUACCAUUCUGCUGAUGUUGGGUGGCCUGUGUGUCGGGGUUGGACGCAUCUACAGCAACAGGAACAACAUCCUGCUCAGCGCUGGCAUCCUCUUUGUGGCUGCAGGCCUUAGCAACAUCAUCGGUAUCAUAGUCUACAUCUCCAGCAAUGCCGGAGAUCCCAGUGACAAGAAGGACGAGGACAGGAAGAACCAGUACAACUACGGCUGGUCCUUUUACUUCGGCGCCCUCUCCUUCAUCGUGGCUGAAUCAGUGGGCGUACUUGCGGUCAACAUAUACAUAGAGAAAAACAAAGAGACACGCUUCCGAGCCCGACGUGACUUCAUCAAAACCACUUCCUCUUCUUCACCAUACUCUCGCAUUCCAAGUUACCGCUACCGAAGAAGGCGUUCACGCUCCAGUUCCAGGUCGACUGACCCGUCCCGCGAACCUUCCCCAGUGGGGAUGAAGAUUGGUGGAGGAAGUGGCGGAGGGGGAGGAUUGGGGAUGGGUUUGCCGAUGGGCGAUAUAUCCCUCUAUGCCCUCAGUAGGGACCCUCUGAAGGGUGGAAGUGGGACUGUAGGGCCCUACAGCCCAGAGAGGGAUUCUGGGUUUUUACAAGUCCACAACUGCUUCCAGAAAGAUUUGAAAGAUGGGGUGAACAGGAGGACCACACCUGUAUGAGGUCAGGAGUUUAUUGCUGUGUGAAACAGUAAGUGUGAUGGCACACAUUAGAUAUUGUACAGUAGAUGAGAAAGGACAUUUCCUCCCCGGGGCUGUUCAUGCAGCUGCGAUGUUGAAAGGUCAGAGCUCAAAAUUGUUUUCCUUGCGUCCCUCUGUGCCCGAAAAAGUGCCAAUGUGUGUUUUAGU